Scomber japonicus (chub mackerel) is the source of this 1372-nucleotide messenger RNA. RefSeq names its product progranulin-like. Bases 111 to 995 code for a protein of 294 amino acids. Lineage: Eukaryota; Metazoa; Chordata; Actinopteri; Scombriformes; Scombridae. The transcript is spliced from 6 exons. The record is from RefSeq and is a predicted model, not a curated record. Gene Ontology annotation, cellular component: extracellular region.
CUUUAGUGGGCGGGCCUAGCCUGCCAUUUAAAGAGUGCUGCUGUGUGAUUCAGUGCAGAGGAGGUGUGAGUUGGAUGUCAGGAAGCUGUUGAAUCUCUUACAGACAAAAGAUGUUGAGGACCACUAUAUGCCUGUUGGUGGGAGUGUGUGGGUUUGUGUCUUGCAUCACAUGUCCUGAUGGGAACACCUGCCCUGAUGUCACCACCUGCUGUAAGACUUCACAUGGAUAUAGCUGUUGUCCGUAUCCCAAUGCUGUGUGCUGUGACGACUUGAGACACUGCUGCCCCUCAGGCUAUCGGUGUAACUUGGUUACCCAGAUGUGUGAGAAACUAAACCAGCCAUGGUUGACCAUACCCAUGGUGAAGAAAGAAGCUGCAGAGAAACCAAGCACCCCUGUUAUACCCAUCUCUCCCCUUCAGGAGCUCAAAAGCAACCCAGACCAAACAAAGGCUUCAGUUGUCCACUGUGACAACUAUUACGCCUGUCCUGAUGGCACAAGCUGCUGCAGACACCCAACAGGGGCCUGGUUCUGUUGCCCCUACUCCCCUGCCAGGUGUUGUCUGGAUGGCUACCACUGUUGUCCAUAUGGGUACGACUGUGACCUUACUUACACGCACUGUGUGAGGCAAGGCCUGAGAUAUCCUUUCACCCCUAAAAAAACUCUAUCUUCAAUCUCUGCAUCUCUCAUUUCUACCCCAGAGGACCAAGACCGCCUGCAGGAGACACCCCUGACAGCUCUAACAGAGGCUAAUGACAGCGCCUUUGAGACUGGAGUCAUUCGCUGUGAUUCCAAGUUCUUCUGCUCACCAGGAAAAACUUGCUGCAAGGGACCAACAGGCCAGUGGAACUGCUGUCCCUACCCACUGGGUCAGUGUUGUACAGAUGGUCAGCACUGCUGUGAAUAUGGAUAUACCUGCGACCCCAGCUCCAUGACAUGCAGAGGAUUGUACUCUCGGAUCCCCUCAGGAACACAAGAAGAGGCCAAACUAUACUGAGGACAUGUUGUUCAUGUUCUUGCACUAUGACAGCUUUGUCAUCACUGGUACAGAUAUAACCAUGCAUUAUAGCUUCAGCAGAUAAAAAUGAUUACAAACUGAUACAAUUUUUUUAUUUUUUUUUCACAGACUUAUAAUACAGUGUAAUGAGUAAAUAAUAUGUUUACAACAUCAUAUGAUUGUUUCUCUUAUCUUUGAUAUAUUUCAUUUUUAGAUGAAUUGUACUAUAUAUCUGGUUACUGUAAGGGAAGAAAUGUCAACAUUCAUUUUCAGACCUAAUCUAGCAUGAUUUACUACAGCUUUGUAUCCACUGCACUGUUACUGUACAUAUGAUGAAUAUGAUGAAUGUUUAAUCUGAGGAAGUUUUUUUUUGGAAA